Molecule: messenger RNA, 1867 nt
Organism: Terrapene triunguis (Three-toed box turtle)
Lineage: Eukaryota; Metazoa; Chordata; Testudines; Emydidae
Product: zinc finger protein RFP-like
Exons: 8
Coding region: 80-1651 (523 amino acids)
Molecular function (GO): zinc ion binding; protein binding
Source: RefSeq, a predicted model, not a curated record
CUGCAGGUUUCUCUGCUGGGCAGUUUCUCUGCACUGGGGGCAGGAGAAGUUUGUAUUUAAUUCCCCCCAGCACUGGCUGAUGCAGGCCCGGAAGAAGUUGUGCCCGCAGUGGACAGACACCGGCUCUUGGAAAUACUCCAGGCAGAUGGAACAAGAAGCUUCCUCCCGGAGACUUUCGGCAGUGCAGGGCUCUCUGCAGGCAAUGGAUCCCGCCGGGAAAGGGGCAGCCAUGGCAGCCCCGGAUCCUGUGGAGUGUUUGCAAAAAGAAGUUUCUUGUUCCAUCUGUCUGGAUUAUUUUACUGACCCGGUGUCUAUCGAUUGUGGGCACAACUUCUGCCGUGACUGCAUCAGGCAGUGCUCGAAGAAAUCGGAGGCCAAACUCUCCUGCCCUCAGUGCAGAGGCACGGCCCUGAAGAGAAAAUUCAGGCCCAGCCGGGAGUUAGCAAAUGUGGCUGAAAUAGCCAAACGGCUGAGUUGCCAGGCUGCCCAAGGGGCAGGAAGGGAGAGGGUGUGUGAGACCCACCAGGAGGGUCUGAAACUGUUCUGUGAGGAGGAUCAAAGCCCCAUCUGUCUGAUCUGCAGAGAGUCCCGCGCUCACAGAUUUCACACUGUGGCUCCCAUAGAGGAAGCUAUCCAGGAUUACAAGGAACAAAUCCAGAUGCAAUUGCAGACUCUGAAAGAAGAAAGAAGAAAGCUCCUGGGGUUUAAAGUGACUGGAGAGAGGAGAAGCCAGGAAUAUCUGGAACAGACGAAAACCCAGAGGUGCAAGAUCGUGUCUGAAUUUGAGCAGCUGCGCCAUCUACUGGAGGAACAAGAGCGGCUCCUGCUGGCCCGGCUGGGAGAGCUGGAGAAGGAGAUUGUGAACUGGCAGAAUGGGAGUGUCGCCAAACUCUCGGAGGAGAUUUCCCAUCUCAGUGAGCUGAUCAGUGAGUUAGAGAAGAAGUAUCAGCAGCCAGUGAGUGAAUUCCUGCAGGACAUCAGAAGCACCUUGAACAGGUGCAAGGUGGGGGACUUCCAGCAGCCACUGGAGAUUUUUCCAGACGUGGAAAAGAGACUCAGCAAUUUCUCUCAAAAAAAUAUUGUUCUGAAGGAGACACUGAGGAAAUUCAAAGAUUCUCUGCCAUCUGAAUUGGAGGUGGAAUGGGCGAAUGUGACUCUGGAUCCGGACACGGCGAAUCCCCACCUCGUCCUGACCGAGGACCGGAAAAGCGUGCGGUGGGAGGACACGCCUCAGGAUCUGCCCGACAAUCCUGAGAGAUUUGAUACGUACUGCUGCGUGCUGGGCCGGGAGGGAUUCACCUCGGGGAGGAACGACUGGGAAGUGCUCCUGGGGCAGCAGGGAUUCUGGACUGUCGGGAUCGUCCAAGAAUCUGUGUGGAGAAAGGGAUGGAUCAGUCUGGACCCCGCCCAGGGGAUCUGGGCUGUGGGGCUCUGUGGGGGACAGUACCGGGCUUACCCCGACACCCUGCUUCCUCUGAGUAGGAGGCCUGGGAGGAUCCGAGUUUCUCUGGACUAUGAAAGGAGGCAGGUGGCUUUUUUUGAUGUUGAUAACGAGGCCCCGAUCUUCACUUUCCAUCCUGCCUCUUUCAAUGGGGAGAGAAUACUCCCUUUCUUCUGGGUCUGGGAAUCCCAGCUCACGCUGUAUCCCUGAGCUAUGGGCUAGUCUAUCCCAGUGUGGACCAUGGACCGGGCUCCUAUGGCCUCUGACAAGCCCAGCUCUAUGAUCUUGGAAACUGACGUGUAUUUCUGAGGUGUCAAAACCAGGAAGAGAGUGAAGCGGUCGGGCUAGAGAAGCAAUGGGCAUGGCCUAGCCUGUGUGUCUUCAUCCUCCGUUCUUGGGGAAGAUUGUAGGUGUCGGAAGGAUGAG